AUGGCAAAUAUUGCUAGAUUCACCACCGUGCUCAUACCCAAAAAAUUUCUGGAAACAUUGUUUCUGGAAUUUCUGUCAGUUCGAGAAAUUCUUGUUGAAAUCCAUUUUGUGUGUGCCCUGUACGUUACACCUAUAAACUAUAAGCACCAAGAGUGGCAGGGUGGAGGUUCAAUGAAAAUGACUGCAACAGAAAAUUCUCAGUCUUCAUCAUUUUCUUCUAAUGCCCUGAAUUAUCAAUUUAAAGAUCCUGAUAAACAUCUCUCAAGUCACGGGGAUGAGGCAAAAAAUAGGGAGACCACUGAUGAAGUUAGAGAGAUACUGGAAGUCAUUGCAACCACUGGAAAGUUUUGGCAUGACUGGUACUCAUUGAAGAGUGUGCUAUCUUUUCAGCUGAAGCAGGUCUUAUCUGAGUAUCCAGAAGCAAAGAUGGCCAAUGAUCAACAGAGUUCCUUGUUGGGAGAAACACAUGCAGAGUUGGUAAAAAGGUUGGAUGGAGCUCUCCAUAGGUUUAUAGAAGGUCCUCCAUUCACCCUUCAGAGGCUCUGUGAGAUUCUCCUUGCUGCAUGGAGCAUAUAUCCGAACCUGUCAAAGCUUGCUCUUGCUUUAGAAAAGAAUUUGUCGGUGACCUCAACUCUAUCCAGGGCCACUGAUCCAUGCCCAUCGAUGAAACAAAUGCUGAGUGAACCUGCCAAUGGGAAUCAAGAUCCCCAAGGUCUCUCCAAUCCGAUCCAAAAUGGGGUUGAAGGUAUGGCAGGUGAUGGGGAUGAAGAAAUGGUAGAGGCAGAGGCAGGGGAGGUUGAGGAAGGUAACAAGGACAUUAAUAUGGAGACCACCAGCAAAAUAACUGAUGGAACACAAGAAACAAGAUCUGAUGGAAGCACCAAUUUUGAGCUUUCUACUGACUCCUCUCCUUCAAUUGAACAGCGUAACUCUGUUGGCUCAUAG
This is a messenger RNA of Telopea speciosissima, 945 nucleotides long. RefSeq names its product serine/threonine-protein phosphatase 4 regulatory subunit 2-like. NCBI's taxonomy places the organism in Eukaryota, Viridiplantae, Streptophyta, Magnoliopsida, Proteales, Proteaceae. Gene Ontology annotation, molecular function: protein phosphatase regulator activity. The record is from RefSeq and is a predicted model, not a curated record. Bases 1 to 945 code for a protein of 314 amino acids. Gene Ontology annotation, biological process: protein dephosphorylation. Gene Ontology annotation, cellular component: nucleus; cytoplasm; protein phosphatase 4 complex. The transcript is spliced from 8 exons.